GGAAGAUGGCGACGGUGGAGAUGGCGGAGCGGGAGGAGUCGGCGGAGCGGGAGGAGCCGCCGGCGGGGCCGGGACCCGAGCCCGAGCCCGAGCCCGAGCCGGGAGCGGAGCCGGAGCCGGAGCCGGAGCCCGAGCCGGGAGCGGAGCCGGAGCCGGAGCCGGAGCCGGAGCGGCCCGAGCUGCACUUCGAGGAGGAGGACGUGCAGCACGAGGAGGAGAUCCUGCGCAACCCCUUCUCGGUGCGGUGCUGGCUGCGCUACACGCAGGCGCGGCAGAAGGGCCCCCCCGCCCGCCUCAACCUGCUCUUCGAGCGCGCCCUGCGCGAGCUGCCCGGCAGUUACAAGCUGUGGUACCAGUACCUGCGGCAGCGGCGGCAGCAGGUGAAGGGACGCUGCCCCACGGACCCGGCCUUCGAGGAGGCCAACGCCUGCCACGAGCGCGCCCUCGUCUUCAUGCACAAGAUGCCCCGCAUCUGGCUGGACUACUGCCAGUUCCUGGUGGAGCAGGGCCGCAUCACGCGCACGCGCCGCACCUUCGACCGGGCGCUGCGGGCGCUGCCCAUCACCCAGCACCACCGCGUCUGGCCCCUCUACCUCCAGUUCGUGCGCCGCUACCCCCUGCCCGAGACCGCCGUGCGCGUCUACCGCCGCUUCCUCAAGCUGAGCCCUGAGAGCGCGGAGGAGUACGUGGGGUACCUGCGCUCCGUGGGGCGGCUGGACGAGGCCGCCCUGCGCCUGGCCCGGCUCGUCAACGACGAGCGCUUCGUCUCCAAGGAGGGCAAGUCCAACUACCAGUCCCGUCCCUGA
Molecule: messenger RNA, 806 nt
Organism: Chroicocephalus ridibundus (black-headed gull)
Lineage: Eukaryota; Metazoa; Chordata; Aves; Charadriiformes; Laridae
Product: pre-mRNA-splicing factor SYF1-like
Exons: 6
Coding region: 6-806 (266 amino acids)
Biological process (GO): mRNA splicing, via spliceosome; generation of catalytic spliceosome for first transesterification step
Cellular component (GO): post-mRNA release spliceosomal complex; Prp19 complex; U2-type catalytic step 2 spliceosome
Molecular function (GO): protein binding
Source: RefSeq, a predicted model, not a curated record